AUGCAGCUCGCUACUCUCAUCCCAGUUGUCGCCCUCGGCAUCUCUGCCGUCAGCGCCGAGUACUGCACACAAGCUCUCGACCCCUACCCCCGCAAGGCCAGUACUGGCUUCCGUUUCGAGAGCGUAGAUGCAAACAACUGGAAGUGGACAUCCAGAGACGUGCAGGUGGUCACCACCGUGAGCCCACAGGGCGGCAACUGCCAGAUUCACCAGGGCGGCGGCGGCGGUGAAUUCUCCGCCACUAUCUGCAUCGACUUCAAGGGAAACUAUGCCUGCUGGGUCACACCAUCCAAGAACCAGGUGUGUGACAUGGUCUUUGAACAGGACGAAGCCCCUAUCGAUGUCUGUGGCAACAUCAAGAACAUUUGGGGAUGGGUGGCUUAG
Molecule: messenger RNA, 384 nt
Organism: Colletotrichum chrysophilum
Lineage: Eukaryota; Fungi; Ascomycota; Sordariomycetes; Glomerellales; Glomerellaceae
Exons: 2
Coding region: 1-384 (127 amino acids)
Source: RefSeq, a predicted model, not a curated record